Messenger RNA from Biomphalaria glabrata, 6986 nucleotides. RefSeq lists its product as uncharacterized. Bases 3328 to 6417 code for a protein of 1029 amino acids. The transcript is spliced from 5 exons. NCBI's taxonomy places the organism in Eukaryota, Metazoa, Mollusca, Gastropoda, Planorbidae. The record is from RefSeq and is a predicted model, not a curated record.
AUGACACGUGGUGUGACCUUUUUGUUUUCCUGUUCGACCCAUGACAAACAGUGUGACCUUUUUGUUUUCCUGUUCGACCCAUGACAAACAGUGUGACCUUUUUGUUUUCCUGUUCGACCCAUGACACGGGGUUGACCUUUUUGUUUUCCUGUUCGACCCAUGCCAAACAGUUUAACUUUUUUGUUUCUAUUAAUCUGCAUUGUUCUUUUCUUAAUUCUAUAGAUCUAUAGACCUACUUUUUAUUUCCUUAACACCUGCUUUAAAAGGGGAGAUAAUGGUGGACACUAAACUACAAAAACACAUAUCGAUCUUAUUAAAAGUGAAGAUCCUGGGCUACAGUAAGAAAUUUCUUUAGUUUUUUUUUCCCAACAUAGUAAAAACUUACAGAACAGGAAAGUCAUUUGAUUUGGUUUGUUUAUUGGUAGUGAAGAUAUGUUCGGUAAGCAAGAAUCUUAUCUCAGGCAUUUGCUCUUUCAACUGUCACAACGGGCUUGAAUGUUUGUGCAUUUACAGAAGUUUGCUGUUUCGAUAGGUAGAUUUAGUCUCUAACACGAUAUAUGGAGUAAAUGUCUUCUUGGACAUUUAGGCCUAUUGAAGUAGAAGUGUGCUUUCGACCAAGCAGAUAAUGUACGAGGGUAUGAUGAGAUAAAUUUAAAAAAUUAGCUGCAUUUUCUUUUCAUGUGUAGUCAGCGGAGACCCUACAUGCCUAUUAGGGGCAGUGUCUUAGCUCUCCAUACCUCUUAGCCAUGUGUAUGAAUGCAGAUAAUGGCGGUAGCUUGUUAAGAAACUAAUGCUUACUCUUUCUCAAAGUCAGUCCACCCUCUGCGGGGAUAUGCUCAAAAUAAGUUGAUCCAAGCUUUUAGAUGUCAAUUUUUAUUGUCACUCUCACUUGUCUAUAAUUAAAGUGAAAUUCCAUUUUCAGACCUUGCGAUCUAAAAGGCAGUUGAUGUUAAGCUCAUCUGUUUCUUUGGCCAGCGGUUAACGAGCAGGGUGUCAUGUAGCCAGCACAACGACCAACCGCCUUUAAUUUCCCCAACUAAAGUCAGGUACCCAUUAAGAGUUGGUUGGACUCAUGGGCGCCCUAAAAAUCCCGAAAUUCAAAUCCCUGUCAUCACCGAGACUCGAACCCAGGAUCCCAUGCUCGGAAACCAAGCGCUUCACCACCUCAUUUGUCUAUACUUACACUUUAAAUGCUGCGUCAUGCGUGGCUGGUAAAGCGCAUAGCUUCGAAUCCCGGUAAAAAACUGGAAGUUGAAUUUCGGGAUUUUUAGGGCAUCCCGAAAUCCACAAAAAUCUAUUAGGUACCAGACAUUAGUUGGGGAAAAAUAAAGGGGGUUGUUAGCUGUGCAGCCAUAGUUAAAAUUAGCCAAAGAAACAGAUGACUUUUUCAUCAUCUGCCCCAUAGAGCGCAAGGUUUGAAAGGGGAACUACUUAUGUAUGGUGCAAGUCUGUUGGAUCUAGUCACAUGACCACAUUGUCGUCUUGGACGUAGAUGAGCUCUUUCUACAUAGUAGUGUUGACUGUCAAUUCUUUACUAUUUUAUAGCAGUGUUGACUGUCAAGUCUUUACUAUUUUAUAGCAGCGUUGACUGUCAAGUCUUUACUAUUUUAUAGCAGUGUUGACUGUUAAGUCUUUACUAUUUUAUAGCAGUGUUGACUGUCAAGUCUUCACUAUUUUAUAGCAGUGUUGACUGUCAAGUCUUUACUAUUUUAUAGAAGUGUUGACUGUCAAGUCUUCACUAUUUUAUAGAAGUGUUGACUGUCAAGUCUUUACUAUUUUAUAGCAGUGUUGACUGUCAAGUCUUCACUAUUUUAUAGCAGUGUUGACUGUCAAGUCUUCACUAUUUUAUAGCAGUGUUGACUGUCAAGUCUUCACUAUUUUAUAGCAGUGUUGACUGUCAAGUCUUUACUAUUUUAUAGCAGUGUUGACUGUUAAGUCUUCAUUAUUUUAUAGCAGUGUUGACUGUCAAGUCUUCACUAUUUUAUAGCAGCGUUGACUGUCAAGUCUUCACUAUUUUAUAGCAGCGUUGACUGUCAAGUCUUAACUAUCUUUCGAUUGAUGACAACAGAGAUAUAAUAUCAGGAUUCGCUCAAAAUGCAGGUUGCAGUUCUAUAGAUCCAUAAUUUACCCUACCAGACGUUCAUAACCUCUAAAUGUGCAGGUUGUUUCUUUGCAUGUUUGCCCUAGAAAUCUUGCAAGGCGGUAGCAAAUAUCGGCCUAAAUGUAAGUUAGGGAGAGGGGUGCUUUACAAUGAAUCCAUUGGACUUAUUGUUUAGGGAAGUCCUGACUCAGGGGAAAUCCUGCUUGUCUAUUAACUGGUUCCUGGCCUCAUCAAAAGUCAUUAAAAUUAAGUGAACUAAAAAAAAUUUUUUUCAAUCCAAUGUAAAUAUUCCCGUGCUCAAAUCAGGGGGCUAUGAUUAGUUUAGAACUCUACUACCUAAGGCAUUCUAGGCAAUCAGGUACCAUCAAACAGCGGCCAAGUCAAAUAGUUUAGAUAGGAAUACUUGUGGAGAGGAAAAACUAACGUAAAUUAAUACAAUUCAAUAAUCUCUGACAGAGGUGGAGAAAAGCUUUUGUAUAACUUGUUCUGUUUGUUCCUCUUCCUUUGACAUGUUGACACUUAAAGAACUCAUUUCAAAUAACUUUCAUUUCAUUUGGGAGUGGAACCUUGAAGAAAGAAGGACAACUGAACAUUCUUGAAGCGCUGGAAGGUUGUGGUCACUCACGUGUGACGAAAUCGAUGAUGUGAGGGUAAGAGGGAUUGGUUCAAUGCUACUAGCGCUGAUCGCCUCAUCAGAGAUAAUUGUAGGUGUCUUUAAACUUGAGCUCACGUCAUAUGUUUGUCUUUGGUGAACACUGAGGGGUAACUUAAGCUGAUUUAGGGCAAACAUAUUGCAGAACUCCCUCUAUUCAUGUACCAAUGGAGAAUAAAGUAAGAUGAACCCAUUCAGCAUUUUGUUUACUGAGUCGUCUUACAAAAGUUACAUACGUCAUAAGUUUUGGCUUUUGAAUUAAAUUAAACUAUUGCACUCUAUUGCACACAUCGAGCCUUGAAAAGAUUCAAAAUGUAACAUUAUUUUACUGAACUUUUUCUUUACUGAAUGAAGACUAAUUGGAGAUUAUUUUUUUAAAAACCUGCAACAACAUAAUAACAACAAAAUAAUACAAACCCUAGCCACAAUAAUUUCAAGAAAAACGUCGUGUUGAAACUGUGAAGACCUAUAGUUUAUGUCAUAAAAAUUUUUGUUUAAUGUGAUACUUUUUGUAAAUACAUGUGCUAUAUCGAAAACAGUUAGGCCUACUUUUUAUUUCUGUAAACAAAAAAACAUGGAUACAAUGGAUACUAUGGAAACGUCACCAAGUUCUGAUGGCAACGAGGCUGUGAGAACAAAAGUAUCAACUCUCAUAAGUCAGUUCAACAGUAUUCAACAAAGCACACCACCAAUCACAAAAUCCAACAGUUUUAAAAUACCCUGCAAAAUUCGGAAAAUUGAUCAAAUACCAUCAGAUGUGACCAGAUCACAGAGUUUGUCGUACAAAACUUCCGAGCCUGACGUCCCAAGAAAAGUGCAUCAUAAUAACAAGAAAAGAAAUUCGCUGACAGACAAUGCUGAGAUGACAGACAAUGGAGAGCGGGAGUCAUCCGGGUAUGCAUUGAAAAAAGCGCCAAUAAAAGAUAGUAAGUAUGACACUAUUCCUAAAGCUGGGUUUGUAAGCAAGGCAAAGAAAGAAUUGGAAAAUAUGUCCAAACUAGAUACAGACUCUUGUGCACAGGAUGAGAUUGCUGCAGACAAUUCAUCUGUUCAAUUCCGUACGGUGACUUCCUGGUCAAAGAUGCGAAAGAGCAUAGAUAAGUCAUAUGUGGCUAAAACAACGCACGGAUCUGCAGCUCUGUCUGACGGCAACGACCCCCGUGGCAAUUUAGUCGUGGCAGACGUGAACAGUCCAACAGGUCAAUCUGGCCUUGGAUGGAAAACGAAUCCUUUUGUUGAAUUAAUGAAACAGGCUAGCAUUGAAAAAAACCCUGUCAGUCCUGAGAGAACCACAACAAGCCUUAACUGGAACUCGUCCAACAUCGACAGGGCAGCUAACGCCGAUAAGGCUACUGCAAACUAUAAAAUAAACUCCUCGAGUCUUGGACGAGGCGCAGCCUCGACAUCCAAUUCAUCCAUAGUAAAAAGCAAUACAGAUUCAAGCGGAAUUAAAUUUCCUCAAGUGUCAUUGAAAAAAAUAACAACAAUUUCUCUUUCACGGGAACAUUCGGACUUUCUUGGAGGCACUAAUUCAUGUAUUGUUGAGUCAAACUUAAGUCAUAACUCUACAGAAAAACCAAAUGAGCCUUUAAACAUUUCAAGCAUUUCUCAGCCAAAUACAAUAAAUCAGAAUAAAGACAUAUCCUUCCUUACAAAAAAGAACUUAAAUGGUGUUAAUAAGAAUAUAUCUCUUCAUUCUUAUCGAUAUCAGGAUGAACUCUCCAAUACCGAGAAAAGUACUUUGAUACGUUCUUCUGCUUUCAACCAAAGAUUUAUACCCAGCUCUGUAUCCAACACGCCAACAGAUAAGUCAGUUCAUUCAAACGAUCAUCCAAACCAAACACCAGCAUAUCUAACUAACAGCAGAACAAAAACAUUUCAUACUGUAAUCAGCGAGCAAGCAGAAAUACAAACCCAAAGAAACGAAGUUAGAACAAACGCCCAUGUUACCAGUGGUAAGCUAAAACAGAAAUAUGAUGUUACCGGUAAUCAAAUAUAUACAUCAAGCACUCUGGACAUUGAUAAAGGGAAACAAUUCGGAAGUUCAAGUGGAGAUGUGCCUAGCAAACAAAUAUGUGCUACAAUAGAUCCACCCAGUGACAAUGUGAUAGUUCAUCCACCCAGUGGCAAUGUGAUAGUUAAUCAAACCAGUGACAAUGUGAUAGUUAAUCAAACCAGUGAUUAUGUGAUAGUUAAUCAAACCAGUGACAAUGUGAUAGUUAAUCAAACCAGUGACAAUGUGAUAGUUAAUCAAACCAGUGACAAUGUGAUAGUUAAUCCACCCAGUGACAAUGUGAUAGUUAAUCAAGAAAAACUAAUGGGUCAAACAAGCGACAGUGAAAACCAUUUAAAUGGACACUUACUAAAUGAGCAAACCAAAUCCAUAGGUAGUACAAGUGGAGAGAAAACAAAACAUUCAGGACAGUUAGCCACCAGAAAACUGAGCCUCCCCAAUUCAAUAUCUCUUGAACACAUAGAGCAAUUGAGUACUAGUAGCGAUAGUCCAUCAAGGCAUCUAAGUCCCAACGGCGAAUAUACACCAAAACAGUUCCAUUUCUCAAACGAUGACCGAAAGCCGAAUUUAAACGUUAUAGCUGAACAACAAUUGAAGCCCCCCAACGGCAUUCUCAACAGCCGCAUUAAGUCAUUGCGUUCUGCAACUUUCGACCAACCAGAAACCAAUAGUCAAAAAAGCAAUACUAAAAGUUUCACCGGUGACCAAAAAACAGUUACAAGCAUCACCUCGUCGGCAGAGCAGGGCGUAACUCACGUUAUCCCCUCUUUACACAUACGCAAUGAAGGAAGAAAUGGCGGACCUUUAGAUCAAGCAAGCCAAGAAAAUGGCGUAGAUCUAGAUGCAGACCAUGUCACACUGAGAAAUCCUAAAACCAAAAACACAUCGAACAUUGCAAAAGUAGCCUCCUAUGGUUUUUCAACGAAACAAUUCACGCUGCCAUCUCAGUCAUACGUGACAGCUGAUGUUAAAGAGACUUCCCCAGACUCAAACUGUGAUACAACAAAACAUUUGAUGGAUAUUCAACAGGUUCAGACGACAAAAUCAGAGUACUGUUCGGCUGCAGACAGAAUUAACCGCCAUUUGAUCAAGUUAAAAACAGAACUGAUGUCCAUGCACGAGCAAGACCUGGUCCUCCUCAAACAGCUCAUCAACAUAAGCCAAACCAUCCAGAAACUUCAGCGCUCGCAGGUGCUGAGGAUCAGCAAGUCGUUGUCCUUUUCCAGCGGCCUCCUCCAUCCUCAACCCCUCCACUCCCAAAAGCGGAGCCACAGCUCCUCCUUGGUCCGACAGAACAGUGCCCCAUUCAGCAUUGAGAAACGCCGCCAGUUGUUUAGCUUGAUGAGAGCAAGCACGGAACACUGUUCGGAUGGUUCACUAAGUUCUUUUGAUGAGAGCGAGUUUGACUCACAGAGCGAGAUGGAUGAAUCCAAUCCAUCGCUGACCAGCCUCUAUCCAUACUUGUCUCCCAAAUCCAACAGGGCCCGUCCAAUGUUUCAGUACAGCACUUCCCAGAUGCCCCUGUGUGUGGACAUGGCUGAAGACCCGGAUGAAACUUAUGAGGACAUUCUAAAGCGCAAUGUCAUGCUAUGGAAGAUGAGCCUCCAAAGACAAGCCUCUGUCAUACAUGAGGUCACCUGUUUGUUGUGAGGCUGCUUCAGAAGGCUUCUUUUACAGUCCAUGUUUUUGUGCUAGGUUACCAGGCCCCUUGCUUGUUGUGAAAUAGCAAAGGAAACCCUUUCAAAUAUGAAGUCAUAAAUGAAACAAUGCACUUGUUGUGCUGGACUGUACCAGUUGGUAAAUACUAUUUAGUCCAAGAGGAAACUGUCUUAGCAACAGGCCAACAGCUGCUUUAAAGUCUCUUUUAACAGUAAUGCUACCUCAUAAGAGAUAUCACACAUUUGCUGUGAUGUUAAAGUACAGUACUUUCUUACAAUUCCAUUACACUUUACUUGUGAGGUUUUUAACUUUAUUAUAAGGUGUUCGUAUUUUGCUACGAUGUUUACAUGUGUCAUAUAUAAUUGUUAUGGAUUUUCAUUAAAGGGCUUCUCUUCUGAUUGAAACAAACUAGAGCUUUAUUCAAGCUUGGAAAUUGCAUUUUCGGGUUGUAUUAAUUUUUUAUAGUGUUAUUUAUAUUUUUGUAUAUAAAUAUAAAACUGAACAGUUCAUUUUUUUUUUACUUUAAAAAAUCUUAUGAUUAAAAAGGUUUUAAAUUUUGA